Exophiala mesophila is the source of this 2908-nucleotide messenger RNA. RefSeq lists its product as hypothetical. Gene Ontology annotation, biological process: septin cytoskeleton organization. Gene Ontology annotation, cellular component: endocytic vesicle; cytoplasm; plasma membrane. The transcript has 4 exons. The record is from RefSeq and is a predicted model, not a curated record. NCBI's taxonomy places the organism in Eukaryota, Fungi, Ascomycota, Eurotiomycetes, Chaetothyriales, Herpotrichiellaceae. Bases 409 to 2790 code for a protein of 793 amino acids.
CCCUCCACUACAUCCACCCAUACUCAAGAUUCUAAUGACCAUCGUGCGCAAGCUCCUCAUUCCAGAUCUUUUUACCACGACCCUCCACUGUUGACCACUACUCCUGCUCAUGACGACAACCUGCUGACACCAUGGGCGACGCAUUGCGAACUGAAUACCCGUCCUUGCUGACUUCGCUACAACCGGAACAAGCCAUCACUGUCCUGCAAGACCGUGUCUCGCUGAUAAACAAGGUCAACCAUGAUAUAGCAGAUUGGCUGCUGGAACGACGAAAGGUCGAAGAAGCUUACGUCGCGGGUCUGCGGAAGCUUGCAAAACGCCCACAACAAGAUGGAGCAUCUGCCUUGGGGUAUGUCCCCUCCUCCUUGACCUCUCACCUCGUUCUAAAUCCUCCGCAGCGUCUUCCAGAUGCCAUGGCAGCGUAUCGUCUCCGGGACCGAGAACCUAGCUGCCUCACACGAAUCGCUAGCCGCAAAGAUCGAAACCGAUGUAGAAAGCCCUCUGAGAUCCUUUGGCACCAGGAACCGCGAGUUUCAAGCCUUGAACUCAACUCAGGGGAACCUCGCCUCGAUCGCAAAGGAUCUCAUCAAUGCUCAAAAGAAGGCAGCAAAGGGAAAGACCUCGUCCGCCGAAGCGGCUUCGCAGCAAUGGGAAUCACAGGCCCCAUAUGUUUUUGAGCAACUACAAGCUUUAGACGAGACCCGUGUAAACCACCUUCGAGACAUCCUGACCCAGUUCCAGACCCACGAGUUGGACGCUGUCGAGAAGACAAGAGCGAGCGCAGAGUCGAUUUUGAACGCUCUACUCAACGUUGAGACCGCAGACGAGAUCAAGACUUUUGCAGCAAGAACCGCAACACAACGUGGUGGCAUCACGCGAAGGCGUAGCUCUGCCACUCCAAGCCAAAGACCGACUCCUGGAUCAUCUGCUCUUCGCCCUCCACCAACCCCUCCCCCUCCGCGCCACACCGAUGAUGGACGAAGCCAACGUUCAAACUCCACGGCUGGCCAGGAUAGACUCGGUUCUUUGCCUGAUACUACCCCCCAGAAAGAGAAGAGUCGACUCGGUGGCUUGAAACGCUUAGGCACAGUCAUGGGUCGAAGGAAGAGCACAGUCCCGCCUAUACCUCACUCUUCAAACGAAGAAAAAAGAAAGACCAGAUCCUUUGCACCCUUUAGAAGAGGCGAUUCCAAUCGAAGCUUCCACGAUCUUGAAGAAACCGGUCAAAAUCUGACUCCUAGCUCCACCCAAGAUUACCGCCCUCCCUCUCCUUCGCGAAAUUCCAGGCACGAAGGCUUUUCACAUGAUCGCUCGGAGGAAGCGGCUCUUCCUUUCACCAACGGCACCUCCUCAUCACACCCUCCAACGGCAUUGAGCGAGGAACCUGCCUCACUGCAACCCUCCUUGCAGCCUACUCCAGCCACUGACGUCCAUACCUCAUCGACACAAGACGAAUAUCCCCCAGCCACGCCAGCCAAAGACCACACGGCUCAGGCUCACCAGGACGCUAGCCUAGCUAUCUUGAGUGGGGACGAUUCAGGUCGCAAUUUCCAGAUCCGCGACAAGCCCAUCAAGGAGGACGAGAGCGAGGCUCAGCUCGCCUUGAGCAGCAUGGCCAAUCAAUUGCGCUCCCAAGCGCAAAGUUCUGGCCUCACCAGGGUGCAAGGAAGCGUAAGAGGACGAAGAGAUGUUAGAAACACCAUGUUCGUUCCCAACGAUGCACCCGACCCUACACAAGUGACAGCACGCUCGGGUCCUCCGGUCGCAAUACCUUCAGCGGUUGCAUCCGCAGAGACGAUGCUCGCUUCCCCGAUCCAACGGCCACCGACUGCCGUGCCUUUGAUCCACGAUGACCACGCACUUGCAUCGGACACAACUUCAGUCCACUCAGCCCGAAGCCAAGGCCCCUCACACAACCAUCCGGAGCUGCACGAUCCUGGUCUUAAUGUUUCGAUCCUCGAGACCGUUCAUUCAUGGUUCACAGAAUCAGGAAUCAGCAAAUCUUUUGUAGUUGGCGAGAUAGCAUUGGCUUACACUCCCACUGGCUCUGCAGAUCCCGAGAAAGAAACCAUUCGUUUGCAACACUUUGAGCAACUCGACAAAGUGGCUGUCAAUCCAAUUUACUUGGCACAGACCAAGUUGGAUGGAGGUGCCUCAGCAGAAGAACAAGCAGGCAUCUACACUGUGUCUUUGUCACCCAUCCGGCGGCCGACACCUCUGGUCGGUCUCAAAUACCAGCUUCAUCUGGAAGAAAGCAAUCUCGCUCAGUACAGCCCAGUUUUGUUGACCCCUGCGUGGCAGAUCGUCGAAGGACAAGUCAGUGUCAUUCUAUUGUACAGUCUCAAUCCGGUCUUUGGCAAUGAACCGUUGAACCUCAAGAAUGUGGUCAUUAGCGUGAGCCUCGAUCCGUCAGGCGAAGGCAAGGCGACCUCUGCGAUGAUGGCGCCGUCACAAGGAGCCAGUUUCAAACGGAAAGCAUCCUCGAUCGUGUGGAAAUUCAAUGAUCUGGCAGUCAAGCCUGAGCAAGAAAGACUCCUCGUCCGAUUCAUGACUCAGGGAGGGUUAGCCAAGAAAGGCAGCGUGGAAGUCAAGUUUGAAGUGCCUGGUCGCACUGCGUCAGCCAUUGGGGUUGAGAAAUUGGCGAGCGUAGACAAGGAGAAAGAGACCAGCGAUCCAUUUGCUGAUGAUUCCGGCGAAGGAAGCAGUGCUAGAGGCAGCGCUGAUGUGAAGAGGUGGGAUAUAUUACCCGCCAAGUUGAAGUUGGCCAGUGGGAGAUAUACUGCUAGUUAGUCAAUUUUGCGGAGAAUUCAUGGAUCAUCACAAGCGAGUUCAGUUCAGUUGAGACGAUGCAAACAGUCAUAAUAAGUACCUACCUACCUAUAUUGUCCAAACAUGAUGAAUGUUGAAG